AUGAAUUCCGCUAUUAUGCAAGGAGCCGCAAUGGCUACUUCGCAUGGAAUUGCUCGUCUUAAUCGGCACAAUGCUCAACGACAACAUUUCCAUAUUCCGACUGCCAAUCGACUGUUUUAUCAACUACAGACGGCUUGCACAAGCACAGAGGAUGAACGGCAAACAAUUCAAACAGAUGACGUGGCAGAGAUUGGAGUGCAGAAACCUGAUUAUCAGAUGUAUUGUGGAGAAACUGAAAUUAGUGAACAAUUUAUCAAGUUGAAUGUUGGCGGACAAAGAUUCAUGCUUCGAAAAGAUACAAUUCGGAAACGAGGAGUCGGAAGACUGAUGGACCUUGUCAAUAAGUCGGUGAAAGAUUCGAAUGCCGACGCGUUCUUCAGUGAAACUUCUGAAUUUUAUUUCGAACGACCACCUGCAUUGUUUCAUAUCGUGUAUCAAUUCUACCUCAAUGGAGUAAUCCAUCAACCUACCAAUUUAUGUCCAGUUGAUAUAAUUGAAGAAUUGGAAUACUGGAGAGUCAUUCCCGACGAGUAUCUGGCAUCGUGUUGUUGUGCUCAGCAGAUGGAUGACGAUGAUGAGGAACAAGAAGAACAAGAUAAACCAAACCUUUUUAAAACUCUCAAAUUCGGAGAAAUUCGUAGAACAAUCUGGAAUAUCAUUGAAGAGCCUGCAAGUUCGGGAAAAGCUCAAGUGUUUGCAGUCUUCUCAGUGUUCUUUGUAUUGAUAUCAAUCAGUGGACUUGUUUUGGGAAGUCUUCCUGAACUACAAGUUCCAACUCGACAGAAGAAUAAUUUGACUGGAGAAGAAUACGUUGAAAUGGAGCCAAUGCCGAUUCUGGGAUACAUAGAAUACGUUUGUAUUGUUUGGUUUACGGUGGAAUAUAGUCUGAAAAUGUUGGUGAGCGCUGAAAGAAAACGGACAUUCCGACAGCUAUUGAAUAUCAUUGAUUUGCUGGCAAUUCUUCCGUUUAUCAUCGAAAUGUUACUCCUUAUUUUUGGAAUAUCAACAGAACAAUUGAGGGAUCUCAAGGGAGCCUUCCUUGUUAUUCGAAUAUUGCGAGUUCUUCGAGUUAUUCGAGUACUGAAACUAGGAAGAUAUUCAAGUGGAUUGCAGAUGUUUGGAAAGACACUCAAGGCUUCAUUCCGUCAACUUGGAAUGAUGGCAAUGGUUGUGAUGACUGGUGUUAUCUUCUUCUCGACGUUGGUUUAUUUCCUGGAGAAAGAUGAACCUGGCUCCAAGUUCCAUUCAAUUCCAGCAGCUUGUUGGUGGUGUAUUGUAACCAUGACUACAGUUGGAUACGGUGACUUGACUCCUAUUACAGUCCCUGGAAAACUAGUCGCUACUGGAGCAAUUGCUUGUGGAGUGCUGGUAUUGGCACUUCCAAUCACAAUUAUUGUCGAUAAUUUCAUGAAAGUUGCGGAAACGGAACGCCCUGGUGGUGGAAAUCGUUACAGAACUUCUCAAUACAAGACAGAACCAAAAGCUACAAAAUCUGAACAAAUGGUUCUGAAAGUUGCCUGA
Molecule: messenger RNA, 1521 nt
Organism: Caenorhabditis remanei
Lineage: Eukaryota; Metazoa; Nematoda; Chromadorea; Rhabditida; Rhabditidae
Exons: 11
Coding region: 1-1521 (506 amino acids)
Biological process (GO): potassium ion transmembrane transport; protein homooligomerization
Cellular component (GO): membrane; voltage-gated potassium channel complex
Molecular function (GO): delayed rectifier potassium channel activity
Source: RefSeq, a predicted model, not a curated record